AUGGCGCCAGCUGGGGGAGGAAACAUCAAGGUGGUGGUGAGAGUACGGCCGUUCAAUGGCAGAGAAAUCGACCGCGGAUCGAAGCGUAUCGUGGAUAUGCAAGGGAACCAAACCGUCAUCACGCCGCCCGAAGGACAUUUGGCCAAGGGGACUAAAGAUAGCGCCCCCAAGACCUUUGCGUUCGACAGAUCAUACUGGUCGUUCAACAAGGAGGAUUCCAACUAUGCUGGCCAGCAUAACUUGUUUGAAGAUCUGGGCGCACCGCUCCUAGACAACGCGUUUGAGGGUUACAACAACUGCAUUUUCGCCUAUGGCCAGACUGGUUCCGGAAAAUCGUACUCCAUGAUGGGAUACGGCAAGGAAAUCGGUAUUAUUCCUAUGAUUUGCCAGGAAAUGUUUCAGAGAAUAGGGAAGAUACAAGGAGAUUCGUCGAACAAGUGCACAGUCGAAGUAUCAUAUCUAGAAAUCUACAACGAACGAGUUCGCGAUUUACUUAAUCCUUCGACAAAGGGCAAUCUGAAAGUUCGAGAGCACCCGUCCACUGGUCCGUAUGUCGAAGAUCUCGCUAAGCUCGUUGUCACGAGUUUUGCGGAAAUCGAAAACCUUAUGGAUGAGGGAAACAAGGCCAGAACUGUUGCCGCCACCAACAUGAACGAAACCUCCAGUCGAAGUCAUGCUGUUUUCACGCUCAUGCUGACGCAGAAGAAAUUUGAUACUGAAACCAAGAUGGAGAUGGAAAAGGUUGCCAAGAUUAGUCUGGUCGAUUUGGCUGGUUCCGAAAGAGCCAACUCGACUGGUGCAACUGGAGCGCGAUUAAAGGAAGGUGCUGAAAUCAACAGAUCGCUUUCUACACUUGGUCGUGUCAUUGCCGCGCUGGCAGACUUGUCCACCGGCAAGAAAAAGAAGGGUGGCUCUCAGGUGCCGUAUCGUGACAGUGUGCUCACCUGGUUGCUGAAAGACUCUUUGGGUGGAAACAGUAUGACUGCUAUGAUUGCAGCCAUCAGUCCUGCCGAUAUCAAUUACGACGAGACAAUAAGUACGCUUCGAUAUGCUGAUUCUGCAAAGCGAAUCAAGAACCACGCCGUGGUCAACGAAGACGCAAAUGCUCGUAUGAUCAGGGAGCUAAAGGAGGAGCUGGCCGUCUUGAGAAGCAAGUUGGGCGGCGGAGGCAGCCUCGGCGCAACCGGAGGUGCGGGCGUUCCUCCGGACGAAGUUUACGACGAGGGUACUCCCCUGGAGAAGCAGAUAGUGAGCAUCACCGCAGCAGAUGGCACGGUCAAGAAAGUUUCCAAAGCGGAGAUUGCAGAACAGCUCAGCCAAAGCGAGAAGCUGCUUACAGACUUGAAUCAGACGUGGGAGGAGAAGUUAACUAAGACGGAGGAGAUUCAUAAAGAGCGUGAAGCAGCUUUGGAAGAACUCGGUAUCAGCAUCGAAAAAGGGUUCGUGGGCCUGCACACGCCAAAGAAAAUGCCCCAUCUUGUGAACUUAUCAGACGACCCUCUUCUAGCAGAGUGCCUGGUCUACAAUCUCAAACCUGGUACAACCACUGUAGGCAAUGUUGACACAAACGCAGAGAAUCAAGCCAACAUCCGCUUGAAUGGCACCAGGAUUCUGCAUGAUCACUGUACCUUUGAAAAUGCAGACGGGGUCGUUACUGUGAUACCAAGAGAAGGAGCAUCGGUCAUGGUCAACGGCAAGCGAAUCACAGAGCCGAAGCAGCUCCAUUCCGGAUUCCGUGUUAUCCUCGGAGACUUCCACAUCUUCCGGUUCAACCAUCCUAUGGAGGCCAGAGCCGAAAGAGCUGAAGAUAACGGCAACCGCCAAAGUUUGCUGCGGCAGUCUAUUACUGCUAGUCAGCUGCAAGCGCUGAGCCCGACCCCAUCAACCCCCCGAACGCCCGGACACGAAAGAUCUUUCAGCAAAGUUUCAGACAGUGGCGAGUCUCGGCCAGACUCACCCGCUUUCUUCCAGCGCAACGGCAAAGAUUCUGAUUGGUCUCUGGCGCGGAGAGAAGCUGCCGGUGCCAUUCUUGGGACUGACCAUAACUUUGCCAGUCUGACAGAUGAAGAGCUGAAUGCGUUAUUCGAAGAAGUCCAAAGGGCGAGGGCAGAGCGUGUAAUUACGCGUGAUGAUGGCGACGAUUCGGAAUCGGCUACAUCGUAUCCGAUUAGAGAAAAAUAUAUGUCGACGGGAACGAUUGACAACUUUUCUCUCGACACGGCCCUGACAAUGCCCUCAACGCCAAGACAAGGAGACCAAGACGACCAGUUUAGGGAGGUUAGAGAGGAACUCCAGUCUCAAUUCGAGAGACAAAAAGAAGAAUUCCGAGACCGACUCAGAGGUGCAGAUGUUUCUCAUAUGGAAGUUGAAGAGAUCAAGCAAGAAAAGGCUCGUAUGGAAGCGGCGCUUAUGGAACUCAAGGAGGAUAUGCAGAAGCAGCUCAGCCUACAGCGCAAACAGUUUGAAGAAAAAAUCGAAAAGAUGGAUCCUUUGAAACGCCCUAAAGCAAGCCCUAGACUAUCUGAUCACGAGAUGGACAUUGCAAGAAAGACAGUCAAGGCAUGGCGCAGCCGCCACUUCGUCAAAAUGGCCGAAACUGUGCUCCAGAAUGCAUCCAUCCUAAAAGAGGCCCAGAUUAUGAGCACCGAGCUUAACGAGAGCGUCGUCUUCCAGUUUACUACCGUGGACAUGGGACACGUCUUGUGCUCUUCCUACGACAUGGUUCUCAACGGCCUAACGAGCGAGGGAGACGACAUAGCACUGGAGGAGGCUUACAAGCCCUGCAUUGGCGUCCGCGUCAUCGACUACAAGAAUACCGUAGUUCGCCUGUGGAGUCUUGAGAAGCUGUAUGACCGGGUACGGAUAAUGCGACAGAUGCACCAAUAUCUCGACCAGCCAGAAUAUGCCCAGCAUCUGAGCCUAGAUAACCCAUUUGUGGAGACAAAUAUGCCCUCCUACACCCUUGUCGGCGAGGUAGAUAUUCCUCUCAGAGCUGUAUUUGAGAGCCGAGUUCAGGAUUUUGCGCUGGAUGUCCUUUCCCCUUACACUUCUCAUGAAGUUGGCAUGCUCAAACUAUCUAUCGAGCCUUCUCAUGCCCGGGCCCCUACCAACACGCUCAAGUUCAAUGUUGUUAUGCACGAAAUGGUAGGCUUUGCCGAGCGAGAAGGAACCGAUGUGCAUGCACAGCUGUUUAUUCCCGGCAUCUCGGAGGAGGACGGCAUCACGACAACGCAAAUGAUUCAAAAUUUUGACGAGGGGCCAAUACGCUUUGAGAGUGUUCAUAGCAUGAGCGUGCCAUUAUUUGCGACCCCAGAGGUUACACUGAGAGCCGCUAUCUUUGCUAAAGUCUCGACAAUGCAUCUCGAUAAGCUCCUUAGCUGGGACGACAUGAGAGAUGCAUGCCCCACUGCGGAUAAUGCAAAGGGACCUCGCAUUAAUGAGUCUCAAUUUUUUACGCAAGAAAAGCACGACCUACUCUCUCGAAUCCAAAUCAUGGAGCUUAACGAGCACGGAGAGUACGCUGCCGUCGAAGUCACCCAAUCCAGCGAGCUUGACAGUGGAACAUUUCAACUACAUCAGGGACUGCAGAGGCGUAUCUGCAUUGAAAUUUCACAUAGCUCGGGAGAUGUCUUGCCAUGGGGAGAUGUUACCUCUGUCCGCGUAGGCAAAAUUCGAACUGUUGACACUGCUGGCAAAUCCCCCGACAUGGUCACAGAUCGCGACAUCACUCUCAAGCUUGCGUCGAACCCUGUCUUCCGUGAGAAUCCCAACGGCACGCGCAAUAUCGUGGUACACGCCCAGUGGGACUCCAGUCAGCACAAUUCACUUCUCCUUGAUCGUGUAACACCUGAAAAAUUCCGUGUUCAGAUGACAAUCUCCUGGGAGAUUUCUUCAGAGAAGCUCGCAGAACCCAUGAGAUUUUCACAAAAAGUCAACUUGCAAAUGAUGUCGCGCACCUUUGUUCGGCAAACCUCUGUCUUUUCAUCGCUCUGGCAGAACAUGCGAUUCGUUCGCUCCUCGAGCGGCGUCUUUACCUUGACCAUGAAGCCUGCGCCGAUCAAGAGGGUGGGCGACCUAUGGAGGAUGAGCAGUCAGCAUGAUUACGUCAAGGGCGAGGAAAAUCUUCAUAGUUGGACCCCCCGAGGCGUGUCUCUGGUCAGCGACUUCCUUCACUCGAAGAAGAAGAGGCGCCGUAACGCUGAGCUUGGUGCCGUAGCUAGCGUCCUUGCGCAGUAUGGCAUUGAUCCUACACUUGGUGGAAAGGAACAGGAAGAUCCCGUGCCGGAGUCUGAAUCGUCUCCACUCAUGCAAGCGAUUAUCCCCAACGACGAUGAUUUGCUCAACGAUACACCUGUGACGUCUCAAGCUCCGUCAAUCAACGGAGAUGAGCUCAGCCCAGAAGAGGCUGGCAACGAAACUCAGAAAGACGACACUACCGACCAAGAGGCGCCAAAAGAAAUUGGUCUAGAACCUGCUGCUCCAAUUUCUGAAUACAAUACACGACAAACGGACUUGUUGGAGCUGUGUUUGAAGCUUUGGCAGAAAUAUCCGGAUCCGUUUGCAAAGCUUUUGAGCCCAGAGAAUACGAUGCCGCCUGAGAAUGGAGUUGCGACAGAGUCUGCGCCCCCUACUCUCAUCACCACCAUCACUCGCGUUCCCAAGAACCCAAAGGUACAAAAGGGCGGUUAUCUACUUGUGCCAAACAAUGAAUCUACACGAUGGGUAAAGAGAUUUGUGGAAUUGAGAAGACCAUAUCUCCACAUAUACUCUGCAACAGAUGGUGACGAAAUAGGCAUUGUAAGCCUGCGUAAUUCGCGUGUAGAUAGCCAGCCCGGCGUGCUUGGUCUUUUGCACGGUCCAGAUGAUUACGACAGGCCGUCACGAGGCUCUAGCAGUUCGCCAGAGUUUACGCCAGGUCACCGACGGACGGCUUCAGGACGAGUCAUUUCAACUGUUUGGACUGGGCCCAACGGUAGUGGAGGAGGAGGAUCGUCUGCAGGACAGGGAGUUCAGCGCCUGAGCGAGCGUAUGCAAGCAGCUGUGUUUGCGAUUUAUGGGACGGACAACACAUGGCUCUUUGCGGCUCGCAGCGAGCGUGACAAGACCGACUGGAUCUUUAGAAUUGACCAGUCGUUCCUCUCCAACGGCGAGGACACACCUGUCAGCGGAAUCAUGAGUCCUGGUCAAAGCAGCGACUAUUAA
This is a messenger RNA of Trichoderma asperellum CBS 433.97, 5202 nucleotides long. RefSeq lists its product as uncharacterized. Gene Ontology annotation, biological process: microtubule-based movement. NCBI's taxonomy places the organism in Eukaryota, Fungi, Ascomycota, Sordariomycetes, Hypocreales, Hypocreaceae. The record is from RefSeq and is a predicted model, not a curated record. Gene Ontology annotation, molecular function: microtubule motor activity; microtubule binding; ATP binding.